Molecule: messenger RNA, 221 nt
Organism: Symbiodinium natans
Lineage: Eukaryota; Dinophyceae; Suessiales; Symbiodiniaceae
Source: the annotation of a GenBank genome assembly
AUGAUGCAGAAGGGCCAGGCAAAGUUUUGCGUUUGGGGCCUCCACCCGAUCCAGAACGGAAACAACGUGAAGUACGCCAAAGAGUCCAUAAAGCUGGCCGCCGACAAGAUGAAGGAGUGCGCGGAGACCCACAGCGCUCCUUCGAUCUUCCUCGGCGAUUUCAACACGGCGGACUGGCGAGGGGCCAUGGGCGAGCUCGAGUAUCGCACUGGAUGGAAGUG